This is a messenger RNA of Dermacentor albipictus, 4859 nucleotides long. The record is from RefSeq and is a predicted model, not a curated record. Lineage: Eukaryota; Metazoa; Arthropoda; Arachnida; Ixodida; Ixodidae.
CUUCGUACCCCUCUCUACAAAGCCGCUCUUCCGCUCCUCACUUUCCAGCGGUACUCGGAAGGAGUCAUGUCAACGACUGCUGUGCUGCUACUUCUGAUCGUGUUGCUGCUGGGGGUGUUGUUCAUAUGGCGGUGGAGACACUUCUCAUACUUCAAGAGGCUCGGAAUUCCUGGACCCAAGCCGAACCUGAUAUGGGGCAAUCUUAUGGAAUAUCACUCUACGCAUCUCUACAAAGCUGUCGGAGGGUGGAUUGAAAAAUAUGGCGACAUGUUUGGCUUCUACAACGGGGAUGUGCCGUUCGUCGUAACGCAAGACUUGGAAUUGAUUGAGCAGGUGUACGUGCGCAAAUUUCAGAACUUCAUGAAUCGAGGCCUAACGAUGAUGACGGACCAAAUGCACCCGUUCCUCGGCAAGUCCAUCAUUCACGUGAACGCCCCCAUGUGGAAGAGCAUUCGAAACUCUGUCGCAUAUGGUUUCAGCGCAGCGAAACUGAAACAGAUGAUGCCAUUUUUCGAAGAAGACGUCAACUUCCUAUUGAAAUCCUUGGAAAAGAAUGCUGAGACGGGAGAGGAAGUAGAAAUGUAUCGCAAGUACGAGCAGCUGUCCAUGGACUUCGUGGCCCGAGGGGCUUUCGGCAUUGACGAGCGUUUCCAGGAAAAUCCCGACCACCCGCUCUUCGACAUGGCGAGGACCACUUGCUGCAAGCUCAUGACCGGUCCUUUUCACAUGAUCGCACAAAGCACCACAAGCCUGGGACCAGUUAUCAAACUAGUUUGCUGGCUUUCACUUGCAAUCGGAGACUUCGUGUUCGACAUGAUAACAGCUAACACUGCAAAAGUAAUCGAGAUGAGAAAGAAGGAUCCAUCGCUUCAAAAACCAGAUAUUCUGCAAAACUUGCUCGAUGCUGAGUACGUCGAGAGUCAAACCGGCGCAGGGCCAGAGAAAGGAGCAAAUGGAGUUGCCAAAACAAGAGCUUUAACAACUGAAGAAGUAAUAACCAGCGCUGCCACUUUGUUCAUUGCUGGGUACGAAACUAUAGUCACCAGUCUCAGUUACCUAACGUUUACGCUCGCAAAAUACCCGGACAUUCAAGAGAAAGCACGUCAGGAAAUUGAAGAUGUCAUCUUACAGGGGGGUAAAUUGGAUUACGACACAGUAAUGAAGAAACUGAAUUACCUGGAACAGGUAAUGAACGAAACGAUGCGGCUUUAUCCUCCGGGUCUCACGUUUGUGACGAGGCAGGCCAAAGAAGACUUCGAAUACAAGGGGCUAAAGUUCAAGGCCGGAACUUGCUUCAUGGUUCCUCAGCUCCAGAUCCAAAGAGAUCCGCGCUUUUGGUCCGACCCCUUGAAGUUCAACCCGGACAGAUUCGCCCCGGAGAAUGAAGCGGAACUGAAGAAGAUGGCGUUUUGCCCAUUUGGCAUUGGACCCCGCAACUGCGUCGGCUUGAGGAUCGCCACGUUGCAGACAAAAUUCACGAUUGCGAAAGUGUUGCAUAAGUUCCGCCUGGAGCUCGGCCCGUCCCAGAUGGGGAAAAUGGACAUGAGCUCACGAGCCAUGGUGUCAACACCUGCCUGCGGACCAUGGAUAAUCUGUCACCGUUUCAACAAAAGCAGCCUGAACAUGUUGAAAGGCGCUGACUGCGGAGCUCGGGUUUUUCGUAUAACGUGCUUCAAUAUGUUCGUCACGGGCGCACUGCUGUUCCUCGCGGCUGUGCUACUGGCAGCGCUUCUCAUAUGGCGCCGGCAGCAUUUCUCUUACUUCGAGAGAAUUGGAAUCCCAGGACCAAAGCCUAGCCUAAUCUGGGGAAAUAUCCGGGAGUACCACUCAAUGGAGAUUUACAAGGUGAUGGGAAAAUGGCUUGACCAGUACGGCGAUACAUAUGGGUUCUACAACGGCGACGCUCCUUUUGUCGUGACCAGGGACAUAAACUUCGUAGAGCACGUCUUUGUUCGCAACUUUCAGAACUUCGUCGAUCGUGGCAUCACAAUGGUGACCGAUCAAAAUCACCCUGUGUUGAAGAAGUCUAUCUUGCACGCCUGCGGCCUCCCGUGGAAAAGUAUCCGGUCAUGUGUUGCGCAGGGCUUCAGUUGCAGCAAGCUGAAACAGAUGAUGCCACACAUUGAAGAAGAUGCAAGCAUCUUUAUCAAGUCUCUUGAGCAGUACGCGGACACUGGAGAAGAGGUGCACAUGCUUCGCAAGUUUGAGGAACUCUCUAUGGACUACACAGCCCGAGGAGCGUUCGGCAUCGACGAACGCUUUCAAGGGAAGCCUGACCACCCGCUCAUGGCCAUCGCCAAGGCUACCCUAAGGGGUCUCAUAAAGGGACCUUUUCAUAUGAUUGCACAGAGCACGACCUCAUUUGGGGCGCUCAUGAAGCCGCUCUACUGGCUUUCACUUGUCCUUGGAGAAUUUUCAUUUGAAGACCUGAAUGAACAGACAGCCAAGGUGAUUCAACUGAGAAAGGGUGAUCCCUCGCUGCGAAAGCAUGACGUCUUGCAAAAUCUCCUUGACGCGGAGUACAUCGAGGCAGAAGAGGAACGUGGCGAUAACAAAGUUUCAAAUGGAAGUGCCAGAAAGAGGGCUCUGACCACCGAAGAAAUUAUAACGAGCGCUGCAGUGCUUUUCAGUGCCGGGUUUGAAACUACAGCAACGGCUCUGAGUUACAUUGCCUACUGCCUCGCGAAACACCCUGAUGUCCAAGAGAAGCUUCGGCGAGAAGUCCUCGAUGCCGCCGGUCCCGACGGCUCCUUGGACUAUGACACCAUCAUGAAAAAGCUGAAAUACCUGGAACACGUAGUGGAUGAAACACUACGACUUUAUCCUCCAGGAUUAUCGCCCGUGAAUCGACAGGCCAAAGAAGACUUCGAAUACAAUGGUAUCAAGUACAAGGCAGGUACAAACGUCAUGGCGGCGUUGUACCAGAUACAAAGAGAUCCACGAUAUUUUUCGAACCCUCUGGAAUUUAAUCCCGACAGGUUUUUCCCAGGAAGUGAGGCCUCGUUCACGAAAGCAGCACUCAUGCCCUUUGGUGUCGGGCCUCGCAAUUGCGUUGGAAUGAGGCUGGCAUUGCUAAAAGUCAGGUACACUGUGGCCAAGAUGGUCCAGAAGUACCGCAUGGAACUAGGCCCGUCUCAGAAGGGAACCAUGGAGCUGGGCCAAUAUGCGAUGGUAUCGACGCCCGCAAGAGGGCCCUGGAUUGUCCUACACAGUUUGAAAGGCGCUGACCGCGGAGCUCGGGUUUUUCGUAUAACGUGCUUCAAUAUGUUCGUCACGGGCGCACUGCUGUUCCUCGCGGCUGCGCUACUGGCAGCGCUUCUCAUAUGGCGCCGGCAGCAUUUCUCUUACUUCGAGAGAAUUGGAAUCCCAGGACCAAAGCCUAACCUAAUCUGGGGAAAUAUCCGGGAGUACCACUCAGUGGAGAUUUACAAAGUGAUAGGAAAAUGGCUUGACCAGUACGGCGAUAUAUAUGGGUUCUACAAUGGCGACGUUCCUUUUGUUGUGACCAGGGACAUAAACUUCGUAGAGAACGUCUUUGUUCGCAACUUUCAGAACUUCGUCGAUCGCGGUAACACAAUGGCGACCGACAAAAAUCACCCUGUGUUGAAGAACUCCAUCUUGCACACCGGCGGCCACCCGUGGAAAAGUAUCCGGUCAUGUGUUGCGCAGGGCUUCAGUAGCAGCAAGCUGAAACAGAUGAUGCCACACAUUGAAGAAGAUGCAAGCAUCUUCAUCAAGUCUCUUGGGCAGUACGCGGACACUGGAGAAGAGGUGCACAUGCUUCGCAAGUUUGAGGAGCUCUCCAUGGACUACGUAGCCCGAGGAGCAUUCGGCAUCGACGAACGCUUUCAAGGGAAGCCUGACCACCCGCUCAUGGCCGUCGCCAAGGCUACCUUCAGGGGUGUCAUGAAGGGACCUUUUCAUAUGAUCGCACAGAGCACGACCUCAUUUGGAGGGCUCAUGAAGCCGCUCUACUGGCUUUCGCUUGUCCUUGGAAAAUUUUCAUUUGAAGACCUGAAUGAACAGACAGCUAAGGUGAUUCAGCUGAGAAAGAGCGACCCCUCGCUGCGAAAGCAUGACGUCUUGCAAAAUCUCCUCGACGCGGAGUACAUCGAGGCCGAAGAGGAACAUGGCGAUAACAAAGUUGCAAACGUAACUGCCAGAAAGAGGGCUCUGACCACCGAAGAAGUUAUAACGAGUGCUGCAGUACUUUUCAUUGGCGGGUUUGAAACUACAGCAACGACUCUGAGUUACGUUGCCUACUGCCUCGCGAAACACCCGGAUGUCCAAGAGAAGCUUCGGCGAGAAGUCGUCGAUGCCGUCGGUCCCAACGGCUCCCUGGACUAUGAAACAGUCAUGAAAAAGUUGAAAUACCUGGAACACGUAGUGGAUGAAACAUUACGACUUUAUCCUCCAUCAGUAUCGGGUGUGGCUCGACAGGCCAAAGAAGGUUUCGAAUACAAUGGCAUCAAGUACAAAGCAGGUACAAACGUCAUGGCAGCAUUGUACCAAAUACAUAGAGACCCACGAUAUUUUUCGAACCCUCUGGAGUUUAAUCCCGACAGGUUUUCCCCAGAAAACGAGGCCUCGUUUACGAAAGCAGCAUUCAUGCCCUUUGGAGUCGGGCCUCGCAACUGCGUCGCAAUGAGGCUGGCAUUGCUGAAAGUGAGGUACACUGUUGCCAAGAUGGUCCAGAAGUACCGCAUGGAACUAGGCCCCUCUCAGAAGGGAACCAUGGAGCUGGGCCAAUAUGCGAUGGUAUCAACGCCCACAAGAGGGCCCUGGAUUGUCCUACACAGUUUGGCGAAUGAACGUUGAGACAUCUCACUCUCUCAGUGGGUGUUUUAAAUGGCCUCCCC